CCCACCUUCAGCCAGACCCCAGACUCUAACAUGGAUCUGAAGGGGACUGAGGAUGAUGAAUCCAGGGGGAGCUGGAAGAUGAGGAGAUUGUAGCCGCGAUGUAACAUUGGGAGGAUGGAGUGUUCCUGGAAAACUAUCAUUCUCCUGGUCUGCGCUUCCUUAGGGAUUCAGUACACAGCCAUCCGAUCCCUGACCGCCAGCAUCACAUCCCAUUGCCCUGGCACAGAGACUGGGAAACAGUGUCACUCCCAACGGAGAGGUUUCAGUAGCUGCUCUGGGAUGUCUCACCCGCACAGGAAACCAAGAAACAAUGACCAGACACACGACAGGAAGCACAUCCUAAUCUUUGCCACCACCAGGAGUGGAUCCUCCUUCCUGGGGCAGUUAUUCAAUCAGCAUCCUGCUAUCUUUUACCUCUUUGAGCCUCUCUAUCACGUGCAACAGGUUUUUGCGAACUCCAGUGCCAGAAUGAGGAACAUGGUGGACAGGCGAGCUCUCCUGGGGGCACACAGGGACCUGCUCAGCAACCUGUAUGACUGCAAUCUGAAUUUCCUGGAGAAUUAUCUGAAACCUGUGCCCAGGGACCAUGAGACCACGGUGUUUUUCCGAAGGGGUGCCAGUAACGCUCUGUGUGAGCCCCCGCUUUGCCACAUGGAUCAGAAUUCGAAGGAUGCAAUUGAACACCUCUGUGCCAGGCAGUGCAAAGCACUGAACUUAACCUUGGCAUCUCAGGUCUGCCAGACACGGUCACACAUAGCAAUAAAAACCGUCAGGAUUCCUGAGAUCAAAGACCUCCGCUUGCUGAGCGAGGACCCCAGGCUCAAUCUGAAGAUCAUCCACCUGGUCCGGGAUCCCAGGGGAAUACUCGCCUCCCGGAUGGGGACUUUCACGGACAAUUUCCGGGCCUGGAAAAUCUGGAACGCCACCGGCAGAAGACCACGCAGUGUUGAUCUAUCCCAAAUAGCCACCACUUGCAGCGACCUCUUCAACUCCGUAGGCACUGGACUCAGCAAACCACCCUGGCUGAGGGGCAAGUACAUGUUGGUGAGAUACGAAGAACUGGCCAGAGAGCCCUUCAAAAAAACUGCUGAGAUUUACCAUUUCAUUGGUUUGGAUGUGGACAAUCAGGUUAAGAAAUGGAUACUUCAGAACACUAGAGGAACAAGUGGUGCGGCAAGAAAUUACAAAUACACAACCACAAGGAACUCGACAGCAACUGCAGAAAGCUGGAGACUCAACCUUUCCUUCCAGAUUGUCCAAACAGUGCAACAUCUCUGCAAUGCCACUCUAAUCCAGCUAGGCUACCAACUGGUGCAGUCACUGAAGGAGUUGCGGAAUGUCUCCAAUAGUUUAGUGGAAUCCAAGGCAUUUGCACCUUUUGUGUAGCCACAUUCUUUGUGGAUACCUUUCAAAUGAUCAACUGAGAGCUUGCUGAAGUGGAGAGUUUCCUGGAGAGAUGAUUGGAGCCCACAGGAGGGAGAGCCAGGGGCCGUGGGCCAGAAGUUGGGUCGGGUCUGUUUAUGGCCUCAAAUAAGUGUGGCACAUACCAGAGUCUCA
Carcharodon carcharias (great white shark) is the source of this 1557-nucleotide messenger RNA. RefSeq lists its product as uncharacterized. The record is from RefSeq and is a predicted model, not a curated record. NCBI's taxonomy places the organism in Eukaryota, Metazoa, Chordata, Chondrichthyes, Lamniformes, Lamnidae. Gene Ontology annotation, molecular function: keratan sulfotransferase activity; heme binding; N-acetylglucosamine 6-O-sulfotransferase activity. Gene Ontology annotation, biological process: keratan sulfate proteoglycan metabolic process; carbohydrate metabolic process; N-acetylglucosamine metabolic process. The coding region runs from base 115 to 1386 and encodes 423 amino acids. The transcript has 3 exons. Gene Ontology annotation, cellular component: Golgi membrane.